AUGCGCUUCGAGCAUGCACUGAACAUCACACUGCCGCUCCUUUUGCCGUCCGCUCUGUACAUUUACUCGCAAAUGGACGACCGAAUUCCAGAUGGACAUCAGACCAGCAGGAUCACCGUGGCUAUUGAUCCUGUAGCCCUGGUGGUGACGGAAUGCAUCACGGUCACUUCAGCCAUGCGCAAGCAUGCUCGCUGGGCUCAUUCUUCCAUAUCCUCCAUCCUCGGCGCCAGCAGCACACCUCGAACGUCGACAUCGACCUCGGACCGCCGGACCGCAAACCAGGAGAGGAGUCGAGCGAGCAGCAAGAUUGAUCUGAUCGAGGACGACGGCACAUUGACUUCACGAUGGGGACUACGAGGGAAGAAGGGCCAGAGCAUGCAGGACAACCCGCUGAUGAGUGCCUUUGCAAAGCUACGCGCGGACUUGAAGCAGUGCAAGGAUAUCCAGUCCUUUGAGACCCCGAGUCUGUUGCAGCCGUUUCUGCAGGUCAUUAGGAGUUCGAGCACCACGGCGCCGAUUACGAGUCUGGCCCUGAUUGCCAUCACGAAAAUGCUGGCCUACAACAUUAUCAAUCCUCAGAGUCCGAAUUUCAGCUAUGGGAUUCAGUUACUGGCGUCUACUGUAACACAUUGCAGGUUCGAGGGAGACAACACUCCAAGCGACGAAGUGGUGUUCCUACGGAUAUUGAAGCUCAUGGAAGACAUGAUUUGUGGACCGUCGGGAGAGGUGCUCGGCGACCAGAGCGUGUGCGAGAUGAUGGAAUGUGCACUGUCGAUAUGCUGUCACCUGAAAAUGAGUGAGCUCGUUCGACGGAGUGCAGAGAUCAGCAUGGUGACCAUGUGUCAAACCAUCUUCGGCCGGUUGAAAACUUUGGAAAAUGAGCUUGAGGAAGGCACAUUGGAUGAGGCGGUGCCACAGGAAGACAUGGACGCCGCGAAAAUCGAUUCUUCCGGGAACGGCGACUAUGGCCCGGAUAUGAUGAAGCAGCUCAGGUCGAGCUCCAGUCUGGAGGUGCGAGGGAACAACGACUCGGAUCGCUUAUCCAUGGAUGCUAAUGGCAGUCAAUUGGACCUGUCGAGGCCUGAUGAUGGCGAGGUUGUAGACGUGCGACCUUACGGACUCCCUUCUAUUCGCGAGCUGUUUCGCGUUCUGGCGGACUUGCUCGAUCCUCACGAUCGCCAAAGAAACGAUACUCUGCGUGUCAUGGCGUUGCGAAUAGUAAACGUCGCGCUCGAGGUCGCCGGGCCCAGUAUCGCAAAUCAUCCGAGUCUCGCGUCUUUGGCCAAAGACACACUUUGUCGAAAUCUCUUCCAGCUGGUCCGGUCUGAGAACGUCGCGAUCCUUCAUGAGUCAUUGCGCGUUGCAGGCACGCUUCUCGCUACAUGUCGAACUGUACUCAAGUUGCAGCAGGAGCUGUUCUUGUCAUACGUGGUGGCGUGUCUACAUCCCAAGGUCCCCAUCCCUGAUGAGCCCAACAUAGAUCCGUCGCUCUAUCAGGGUGUGCCGCAGWCUCCCACCCUUGUGCGGCCACAACCGUCUGGUCCGGCGGCCGUCGGGAAAGGGAGUGGUAGAUCAACGCCGGUGCCGGUGCGCGACCGACAAAAGCUAGGCAUGGAAGGCGGUUCACGAAAGCCAGACGCCAGAGAGGCAAUGGUAGAAAGCGUUGGCGGUCUGGUUCGAAUUCCAAGCUUUAUGACGGAGCUCUUCGUCAACUACGACUGCGAGGUUGACAGAAGCGACCUGUGCGCAGACAUGGUCGGUCUGCUGUCUCGCAACGCAUUCCCAGAUUCUGCGACUUGGAGUACGACAAAUGUUCCCCCGCUCUCCUUGGAUUCCCUUUUGGGAUACGUUCAAUUCAUUGCAGAGCGCAUGGACGACGAACCAAAUACCAGGAACCUGCCCGAGAAAUCAGCAUUGCAGGAGCAGAGAAGACGGAAGGCAGUCAUUAUUCGCGGCGCUACGAAGUUCAAUGAAAGCCCAAAGGGUGGCAUUGCUUUCCUUGCAGCACAGGGCAUCAUUUCCGACCCGAACGAUCCCCAUUCUGUGACGACCUUCUUGAAGGGGACCACCCGGAUAGACAAGAGAGUCCUGGGCGAGUUCAUCUCGAAGAAGUCCAACGAGGCUAUUCUUGACGCUUUCAUGGAUCUGUUUGACUUUGCUCACUUGCGCGUUGACGAGGCAUUGCGGCAGCUUCUCAACAGCUUCCGCUUGCCUGGCGAGUCGGCUUUGAUCGAGCGGAUCGUCACAGUUUUCAGUGCAAAGUACUUUGAUGCAGCCAAACCAGAGCACAUCUUAGACCAUGACUCUGUGUUUGUGCUGACCUACGCCAUCAUCAUGUUGAACACCGACCAAUACAACCCGAACGUCAGAUCGCAGGACCGCAUGAAGUUCGAGAACUUUGCUCGGAACUUGCGAGGUGUCAAUGGUGGCAAUUCAGAUUUCGACCAGGAUUUCCUUCGAGAAAUCUAUGAAGCCAUAAAGUCACGAGAGAUUCUCUUGCCGGAGGAACACGAGAACAAGCAUGCCUUUGAGCAUGCUUGGAAAGAGCUGCUUGUCAAGACACAAACUGCAGAGGAUCUGAUCAUCUGUGACACCAAUGUGUACGACGCCGACAUGUUUGCCGCGACAUGGCGGCCGAUUGUCGCAACCCUCAACUACGUAUUUGUGUCGGCGACAGAAGACGCAGUCUUCCAGCGUGUGAUAGCUGGCUACAACCAAUGCGCUCAGAUUGCGGCCAAAUAUGGCAUCAGCGAAUGUCUCGACUACAUCAUCCUUUCCCUUGCAAAGAUCAGCUCUCUUGCAACCGAGACGCCGCCUAGCACGAGCCUCAACACUGAGGUGCAGGCGAGUGGAAAAAGUAUCAUGGUCAGCAAGUUUGCUGUUGAUUUCGGACGAGACAACAAAGCUGAGCUGGCUACUUUGGUGUUGUUCAGAGUAAUCAACGGGCACGAGGACGCCAUACGGGAGGGAUGGACUCAUGUCGUUCGAAUCAUGGUGAAUCUGUUCGUCAAUUCAUUGAUACCGACAUCAUUCACGUCAAUCUCCCGCGAUCUCGACCUUCCUGCCAUCCCUCUCCAAUCCCCGGCUCAAGUGAUUGAGAGAAAUGACAAAUCCGCCGACGUGGGUCUCUUCAGCGCCUUCACAAGCUAUGUUAGCAGUGUGAUGAACGACGAACCGCCCGAGCCAAAUGAGCAAGAAAUCGAGGCGACACUGUGCACGGUCGACUGCAUCAAUGCUUGCCAUUUCGAAGAAAUCUUGGGCAAUGUCAGUGAGCUACCCGUGGAGUCCCUCAAGGCCCUCACAUCGGCACUGCUUUCACACCUCCCCGAAGCGGAUUCGCCUAGAGUCAUUGCUGUGAAGCCUGAACUACCUACUCAGGCCCGUACGAAUGGCACAAAGUCGAGUUCAGAAACACCGGUCUACGACCCCGCGGUUGUGUAUGUGCUCGAGCUUGCCACGAUACUAGCGCUGCGUGAUGAAGAAGCAAUUACCACCCUGGGUGCAGAUGUGGCGGAGGCUCUGCAGACGGUCAUUAGGGAUGCAGAUCGUUUACAUUCAGUCGCACUCAGCAGAACGGUCUUUUAUUUGCUCAGUUUGCUCCGGGCCAGCAACGAUCACGGCUACAUUCGAGCUCCGGUCGUGUUGCACAGCAUCUCCAGCUUCCGCCAGGACCUUCUAAGACAAUGCGCUCAGCCUAUUUUGAAGGGUGUCCACGGCUGCAUUAGUGGACCCGUGGAGCUAAGAAAUGAGAUGGCAUCGAGCCCGGACUUUUGGGCGGUGCUACACACCCUGCAGCCGCAAGCCGAAGCUGCAGCACUGGUAUUCCAGAUAUCGGAAUCCGUCGCUGACGGACCCAAUCCUGCGAUUACCCCGGACAACUACGAAGCUUGCGUGGCUCUGCUCAAUGCGUUUGCCACGGCUGGCAGCGUAGGAGCGAGGCAGGAGCAGCAGCAGGUUCCCAGACGCGGUCAGCCGCAGCAACCUACUCCGGAGAAAAAGCCCGAGAAGAAUGAAGCUGUUGUGCGAGGGACGCGCGCCAUCGCUAUCGUGUCCCAGCUCGCAAGCCGCGUGCCGGGUCUGAUCAAGCAGUCUCAGCUGGAAACAAACGAGGCGUGGCGGACAUAUUGGUCGCCGAUCUUCCGCUGCUUGGCCAUGCAAUGCGUCAACCCGUGCCGUGAGAUUAGACAGCAGGCCUUUACGUCAUUGCAAAGGUGUUUGCUGUCACCAGAACUUGCAUCGCCAGAUCACAAUGAAUGGACAAACAUCUUCGGCGAAGUUCUGUUCCCAUUGAUCAACCAGCUCCUCAAGCCUGAGGUCUACCAAACCGACCCCAAAGGCAUGAGCGAAACCCGAGUGCAAGCCGCUCAGCUUCUAUGCAAAAUCUUCCUGCACUACCUGGUCUUGCUUAGCGAAUGGGAGGGUAUCCUCGACCUGUGGGUCAAGAUUCUGACCAUCAUGGAUCGCUUGAUGAACAGUGGCCAAAGCGACGUCUUGGUGGAGGCUGUGCCCGAAUCACUCAAGAAUAUCCUUCUGGUCAUGGGUAGCGGCGGGUACAUGGUUCCUCCCACUUCGGAGGAAGAUGACAGCCGCAGCGAGCUUCAGCAACAGCUCUGGGCCGAGACAUGGGAGCGACUGCACCGGUUCCUACCAGACCUCAUGCCGGAGGUAUUCCCGAAUUCCUUCAACAAGCCCAAGCAGGCGAAAGCAACGGAUGAUGUCGUUGCGGUGCCCGAGCCUGAAGGAGACGAGGAAAAGACUGCGAUCGUUUCCAACUCAAAUGAGGCCGAACCGACGGCAGCAUAG
Messenger RNA from Ramularia collo-cygni, 4803 nucleotides. RefSeq names its product related to GEA2-GDP/GTP exchange factor for ARF. Gene Ontology annotation, biological process: regulation of ARF protein signal transduction. NCBI's taxonomy places the organism in Eukaryota, Fungi, Ascomycota, Dothideomycetes, Mycosphaerellales, Mycosphaerellaceae. Bases 1 to 4803 code for a protein of 1600 amino acids. Gene Ontology annotation, molecular function: guanyl-nucleotide exchange factor activity. The record is from RefSeq and is a predicted model, not a curated record. The transcript has 2 exons.